This is a messenger RNA of Blepharisma stoltei, 516 nucleotides long. The record is from the annotation of a GenBank genome assembly. NCBI's taxonomy places the organism in Eukaryota, Ciliophora, Heterotrichea, Heterotrichida, Blepharismidae.
AUGGGGAUGAGCAUUAAGAUUAUAGGAGGAUUCAUAUGCAGCUUGGUUAUUUUAUUAUACAGCACAGAAAUUUAUAAGCGAGUUUCGAAUUGAAACAGCUAUGCUGAAGUCCAGGAAGACACUGUAUGCUAUGAAGUAUUUUUUAUAGAAAUUUGGCUGAUAUUUCAAAAUACAAUUUGAAUUAUUGUAAUUGCGAUAUCGCUCUCACUAUUGAUUAUUCCUAAUAACUUGAUGGUGAUCUUAUUGGCUUUAUAUGUUUUAGGGCCUUUUUUCCUGUUUGCAACUCUUAUAUGCCUAGCUAUCACUAUAAAGUUUUUCAGUUGUUGUAAUGAUGAACAAGAUAAUUGCAUUGAUUAUUUUCCUUAUAAAGAACAAUCAGAUUUUCUUAUGAUAAUGCUGGUGUCACUUAUGUUUUCAAUUGCAGUUUGCUAUUCUAUGAUAGAUGCUAUGUUUGGACUUUUUAUGUUUAGGGAUUACAGAUCUAGCAUUUCUCACAUGAUUCCUAUGUAUAUUUAA